Messenger RNA from Pyrenophora tritici-repentis Pt-1C-BFP, 1086 nucleotides. RefSeq names its product glutamine amidotransferase. The record is from RefSeq and is a predicted model, not a curated record. Gene Ontology annotation, biological process: glutathione catabolic process. NCBI's taxonomy places the organism in Eukaryota, Fungi, Ascomycota, Dothideomycetes, Pleosporales, Pleosporaceae. Gene Ontology annotation, molecular function: omega peptidase activity. Gene Ontology annotation, cellular component: glutathione hydrolase complex; cytoplasm.
AUGUGUCGAUUCAUGGUCUACAAGGGCAAAGAUGAGAUACUGCUCUCAGAGCUCAUCCUCAACCCCUCGCACUCCAUCCUGACCCAAUCCUUCGACUCGCGCCUCCGUCUCGACCGACGCCGCCCACACAACGGCGACGGCUUCGGAAUCGGCUACUACACGACACCCUCCCUUGGUCCCACGCCCUGCGUCUUCACGUCCACAAUCCCUGCGUGGAACUGCAUAAACCUCUCCCGCAUCGCCACAAAAACCACGUCCAGCCUAAUCUUCGCCCACGUGCGCGCCACAACCGAGGGAAACCUCAGCGACAGCAACUGUCACCCUUUCAGCUACAAAACCCUCAUGUUCAUGCACAAUGGCGGAAUCGGCUGCUGGAAGCAGAUCAAGCGCCGGCUCGCCAUGGAUGUGGAUGAGCGCUGGUUCAACGUCGUAGGCGGGAGUACGGAUUCAGAGUGGGCGUUUGCUCUGUUUCUGGAUUGUUUGGAUAGAAGUGGUGUGUCGCCUGAUAAGGAGGUUGAUGCGGGCGUGGGGUUCGGUCAUACGGUGUUGAGGAAAGCGUUGCUGGCGACGAUUGAGCGGAUUAAUGGGUUCAUACGCGAUGUAGUGGGCAGCGCGGGGGUGGGCGAGGAGGAAGGGAGGAGUUUACUUAAUUUCGCGGUGACAGAUGGCGUUAGUGUGGUGUGUUCGCGGUAUGUGAGUAGUAGGACUGAUGAGGCUGCGAGUCUGUUUUUCAGCUCGGGGACUAGUUGGAGGGAGUUGCAGGGGAGUGGUGGGGUGCACUCAGGAGAGGCGGACGAUGAUGCGGAUAGGGAGAGGGAUUAUGUUAUGGAGAGGAGGGAUAAAGGGUCGGAUAUUGUGCUCGUGGCUAGUGAGCCGUUGACUUUUGAACGUGAUAACUGGGUCACUGUUCCGACGAAUAGUACACUCACCAUCUCGAAACAAACGGUCAUGAUUCAUCCCAUCGUCGAUGAAUUCUACAGCCGCAACCCGAGUCAUGAGCGCAGUGCCAACUUCGCCCAGCAAAAGGGGCAGACGGUUACCGGGAGCGAUAAGAGGGUGCUUGGGAAUGAGGUAGCAGUUGCUUAG